Messenger RNA from Ostrinia furnacalis (Asian corn borer), 1409 nucleotides. Its product is annotated as purine nucleoside phosphorylase. The record is from RefSeq and is a predicted model, not a curated record. The transcript has 6 exons. Bases 126 to 1109 code for a protein of 327 amino acids. Lineage: Eukaryota; Metazoa; Arthropoda; Insecta; Lepidoptera; Crambidae. Gene Ontology annotation, cellular component: cytoplasm. Gene Ontology annotation, molecular function: purine-nucleoside phosphorylase activity. Gene Ontology annotation, biological process: nucleoside metabolic process.
GCGAGUCUAUAUAACCGGCGAGACCCUCUCUCGCCUCUACAUUGCAUGCUCGGACAUUGCCCACUAUAGUACACCACACCACGCUUUAUCUCUUGUUUAGAAUCGACUAAUUUAUCAGUUAAGUGAUGGCGCCUAUCAAUGCGGCUGACGUUAAUGGGAGCAAGGCCUAUUCGCCAGCUAAGAAGACGCUUCCAGAAGUCGAAACUGAGAAUGGAAAAUCAUCCAAGGGGUACUCGUAUGAGACGCUUCUGGAAACUGCCAAUUUCCUGCUGUCGCGAACCUCGGUGCGCCCGCGCAUCGGCGUAAUUUGCGGCUCUGGGAUGGGUGCGUAUUGGAAAGACGGAUCUUUGGCUGAAAACAUAGUGGAUCCGGAAUGUAUACCAUACGAGGAGAUUCCAAACUUCCCAGUUAGUACAGUUGAAGGCCACCACGGCAGAUUAGUAUUUGGAAAAUUGGAAGGAGUGCCAGUGGUUGCUAUGCAAGGACGAUUCCAUUAUUAUGAAGGAUACCCACUAUGGAAGUGUUGCCUCCCAGUUCGAGUGAUGAAACUCAUCGGAGUACAAACAUUGAUCGCUACCAACGCCGCCGGCGGACUAAACCCGAACUACAAAAUCGGGGACCUCAUGAUCGUGAAGGACCACAUCAACCUGAUGGGCUUCGCUGGGAACAACCCCCUCCACGGGCCCAACGACGAGAGAUUUGGACCCCGUUUUCCACCGAUGAACAAGGCUUACAACUUCGAAUACAGAAAAAUCGCUAAGGAGGUGGCCAAGGAACUGAACAUCGACAACAUAGUGCAAGAAGGCGUGUACACCUGUCUCGGCGGGCCGAACUUCGAGACCGUGGCCGAACUCAACAUGCUGAAGAUGGUCGGAGUGGAUGCCGUGGGCAUGUCUACAGUGCACGAGGUUAUCAUAGCGCGGCACUGCGACAUGAAGGUUUUCGGUCUAUCUCUGAUCACGAAUGAAUGCGUCACGAGCUACGACCAUGACUCCGAGGCGAACCACGAGGAAGUGUUAGACGUGGGCCGCAUGAGACAAGACAUGCUCCGCAAAUACGUAUCCCGACUAGUGCAGAGGUUCGCCAGUUCAGACGACGCGUCCCCAUGAAGUUUGGACUGCCUUGAAUUGGAAAUUUCCGAAGCACUGAUAGCGGAAAAGACGCUUUGAUGAUAAGACAAUUUUGUAGUUAAGCGAGAAACUGUCAUCUUGACACAGAUUAGAGCGUCUUUUCUGUGUGGGGACCCCAUAGCUCUAAAAUAUUUUAAAUUUUUGUUUCAUUUAGAAAAAUAUGAUAAGUAACAUACUGUUAAUAGAUAUCGACUGUUGUGCGGUCAAUGUAUGUAUAAAACCCCUUAUGUAUGUCUGUGUUCAAUUUAAAAUUAGAUAAAAUACUUCAAGAAAACAAAU